Abrus precatorius (Indian licorice) is the source of this 4175-nucleotide messenger RNA. Its product is annotated as putative disease resistance protein At3g14460. The record is from RefSeq and is a predicted model, not a curated record. The transcript has 2 exons. Gene Ontology annotation, biological process: defense response to other organism. NCBI's taxonomy places the organism in Eukaryota, Viridiplantae, Streptophyta, Magnoliopsida, Fabales, Fabaceae. Gene Ontology annotation, molecular function: ADP binding; protein binding. Bases 262 to 3882 code for a protein of 1206 amino acids.
AGUUAUUAAGUAAAUAGAAAAUACACAUGCACUUUACUGCAAAUACAACGAUCACCAUAGUUUUUGGUCAGUCAACGUUUAGAAAAACAAAUGGAAAAAAACAAAGAUGUUCACGCGCUUAAAACAGUGAGUGUGAAACCAGAACAUUGUUGACUAGACUUCAGCACUAUAAUACCUCAAAUUUUCACCACCUCGUGUAUCUCGUUCAGCAUUUAGCAAGAGAUCUAGAGUUGUGAUACAGUUUGGAAAACAAGAGAAGAAAUGGCCUUGGCUUUGGUGGGAGAGGCAUUAAUCUCUGCUUCUGUGGACAUCUUGUUAGAUAGAAUAACUUCUACAGAGUUUCGAGAUUUCUUUGCCAGCAGGAGGCUCAAUGUUUCUCUGUUAGAUGAGCUGAGGAUAAAGCUGCUUGCACUUAAUGCUGUGCUCAAUGAUGCUGAGGAGAAGCAGAUCACUGAUCUUGCUGUGAAGGCAUGGCUUGAUGAGUUGAAAGAUGCUGUCUUGGAUGCAGAAGAUGUGUUGGAUGAAAUCAACACUGAAUCUUUGAGAUGCAAGGUGGAGGGAGAAUCUAAAAGCUUUACUACCCAGGUGAGAUCAUUACUUUAUUCCCCCUUUAAUCAAUUUUAUAGGAGCAUGAAUUCCAAGCUUGAAGCAAUAUCGGGAAGGCUAGAACAUUUUGUGAAACAGAAAGAUAUUCUUUGUUUGCAAAGUGUUUCUAGGAGAGUCUCUUAUACCAAAAUUACAGAUUCGUUGGUUGAACCUGUUGUGGUUGCUAGAGAGGAUGACAAAGACAAGUUACUGAACAUGCUUCUAUCUGGUGACGAUGAUGAGAGCUAUAAUAAUAUAGAAGUGAUAGCAAUAUGGGGCAUGGGGGGUCUGGGCAAAACAACCCUUGCUCAAUACGUUUACAAUGACAGCAAAGUGCGUGAAUAUUUUGAUUUGAAAGCUUGGGCGUGGGUGUCUGAUGAUUUUGAUGUUUCAAGGGUAACGAAGAAAAUUAUUGAGUCUGUCACAUCUGAAGAUUGUAAUAUUACUAAUCUAGAUGUUCUUCGUGUUGAACUAGAGAACAACUUAAAAGAUAAGAAGUUUUUGCUUGUGCUUGAUGACCUUUGGAAUGACAAGUAUAAUGACUGGCAUCACCUAACAGCUCCUUUCAGCAGUGGAAAAAAGGGAAGUAAGAUCAUUGUGACAACCAGACAACAGAGAGUUGCACAGAUCACACAUACACUUCACAUUCAUGAGCUGAAGAAUCUAACGGAUGAAAAUUGUUGGCACAUACUGGCAACUCAUGCAUUCGGAAAAGAAGGUUAUGACAAAUAUCCGUACCUUGAAGAAAUUGGUAGAAAAAUUGCAAGAAAAUGCAAUGGCCUACCAUUAGCUGCUAAAACUUUGGGAGGUCUUCUGCGGUCUAAAGUUGAUGCAGAGGAAUGGAACAGAAUUGAGAACAGUAACUUAUGGGCACAUGACGAUGUUUUACCAGCUUUACGCAUAAGUUAUCUUCAUCUUCCAGCUCAAUUGAAAAGAUGUUUUGCCUAUUGUUCAAUUUUUCCAAAACAGUAUUUGUUGGAUAGGAAGGAGUUAAUCUUGUUAUGGAUGGGUGAAGGCUUUCUGCAACGAUCCAAAGGAGGUCAAGCAAUGGAAUCUAUAGGUGCAGAAUGCUUUAAUGAAUUAUUAUUGAGAUCCUUAAUUGAAAAGGUCAAAGCUGAAACAGAGGAAAAGUUUCGAAUGCAUGACCUCAUUUAUGAUUUAGCUAGACUUGUGUCUGGAACAAGUUCUUGCUACAUUGAAGACGGUGAAAUCCCAAGAACUGGUCGCCAUUUAUCAUUUCUUAGAGAGUGGUACGAUGUCUCUAAAAGAUUUCAGGGCUUGAACGAGCUAAAGUGUUUGCGCACCUUUCUACCACAAUCUCUAUACAUUAUUAGGACAUAUUACUUGACCAAGUCAGUGUUGCAUGGUUGGUUGCCAAAACUAAGUUGUUUGCGAAUUUUAUCAUUGUCCAUGUACAAAAAUAUCACUGACCUACCUGAGUCAAUUGGCAUCUUGGUGCUUCUGCGGUAUCUUGACCUUUCCUACACUUCCAUCAAAAGGCUGCCUGAUGCAACCUUCAAGCUUUACAAUCUGCAGACUUUGAAAUUAUCAAACUGUAAAUCUCUUGUUGAGCUACCAGCACAGAUAGGAAAUUUGGUCAAUCUGCGCCACCUUGAUAUCAGUGACACAAAUUUGAUGGAGAUGCCAAUAGAGAUAUGCAGAUUACAAGAUCUCUGUUCAUUGUCUUCCUUCAUUGUAGGCAAAGAAGAUGGAUUAAGGAUCAGUGAAUUAAGAAAAUUUCCUCAUCUACAGGGUAAGCUUUCCAUUUUGAAUCUGUACAAUGUUUCUGACCCCAGCGAUGCAUUUCAAGCAAAUUUAAAGAAUAAAGAGCAGAUCGAGGAGCUUAUGCUAGAGUGGAGCAGCGACCCACAAGAUUCACAAACUGAGAAAUAUGUACUUGACAACUUGCAACCUUCAAUGAUGUUAAAGAAACUGGGCAUCAAAUACUAUAAUGGGACAAGUUUCCCAAAUUGGCUGAGUGAUUCUUCGUAUUGUAAUGUUCGAGUCCUGUGGAUCAGUGACUGCAACUACUGCCUGUCACUUCCGCCAUUUGGACAAUUACCUUCUCUCAAGGAGCUUGUCAUUAAAAGGAUGAAAAUGGUGAAGACAGUUGGUCAGGAGUUCUAUUGCAGCAACGCAAGUUCCCAAUCCUUUCAGCCAUUCCCAUUGUUGGAAAGUCUCGAGUUUGAAGAGAUGUCAGAGUGGGAGGAGUGGGUACCAUUUGAAGGUAGCAACUUUCCUUUUCCUUGUCUGAAGAGUUUGUGUUUAUCCAAAUGUCCCUUGUUGAGAGGAAACUUGCCCAACCGCCUACCUUCAUUGAUACAGGUUCUUAUGGAAGAGUGCAACCAAUUAGAUGGGUUCGUAUCAAUUGAAAAGUGUGACAGCUUGCAGUGUUUGCCAAGAAUGAUACUCAAUGCCAACUGCCUUCGAGACUUGACUCUCAGAAAUAUCAAGUCUUCGAUUUCCCUCCCAACUGAUGGUUUGCCCACGUCAUUGCAAUCACUUGACAUUGGUGGCUGUGAGAGGUUAGAAUUUAUGUGUGAUGAAAGAUGGCACAAAUACACAUCACUUGAAUACCUGAGAAUCUCUAAGAAGAGUUGUGAUUCACUCAUGUCCUUUCCAUUAGAUUGUUUCCCAGCUCUUCUAUUCCUUGGUAUCCAUAACUGUCCCAACUUGGAAGCAAUUACUAAUAAAAGUGGAAGGGUCUCUCAUAAUUUUUUAAAUUAUUUUUUUGUCACUGAUUGUAAAAAACUUAGGUCACUUCCAGAAGAGAUGAAUCUCCCUGCCCUUGAAUACUUGAACCUUAAAGACCUUCCAGAGUUAGCGUCAUUGUCCCCAGAGUGGUUGCCUUCCAGUUUACGACGUCUUUUUGUUGAUGUUGGAAUAGUAUCAUUAUCAUGUAUGUCUAAACAAGAGUUAGUUUGCCGAUUCCAACGCCUCACUUCUUUGUCAGAGCUUUUUCUAUAUGGUUUGGGGGGUGAAGAAGUGGUAAACACCUUGCUGAGGGAGCCAUCACUGCCCACUUCUCUCACGUAUCUACGGCUAUCCUAUUUUGAUGGUUUAAAGCGGUUGGAAGGGAAAGGGCUUCAACAUCUCACUUCUCUGAAAACACUUUACAUCUUCGAAUGUGGAAGCCUCGAGUCAUUGCCAGAGGAUCAACUGCCAUCGUCUCUUGAAUUACUGUGUAUAAUCUCUUGUCCAUUGCUAGAAGAAAGGUAUGGAAAUGAGAAAGGGAAACACUUCACAAAGAUUGCUCACAUUCCUGCCAUUCAAAUAAACGAUCAAGUCAUAAUAUGAUUACAUGAGCGCCUCAUCCAAAGUUGGUAAAUAAGCUGUGGAACGUGUGUUUAUUGAUAUUUUCUAGCUCUGAUGGUGCACUUCAUAACAUUCAGUGCAAUCAUGCUAUCAUAUUGUUCUUUCAACACAGAAGCUUUCAUUUGAAGGAGCUGAACCCUUUCUAUGUUAUAAAGUUUAACAAAACUAAUGAUUUCUUAAGGUUAAUAUCAUGUAUUGAAUUAUUUUUUGAUGUGUAAGAUGCGAUAAUUUUUUAUCAUGAGAGUCAAUAUCCUUUAAUAUAUUGAUAUUUAUAU